AUGAAGACAAAGACUGACCUCCUUCUCCUACUCCUCGUCCUGGCAGAAGGUGGCGGUUCAGCUUUCUCUGCAGAAGGAUAUGCAGGAGAUUCCAUCAUCAUCAAGUGUAAAUAUGACAAAACACACAAAGGCAAAGGCAAAGACAAAUACUUCUGCAAAGAUCGCGCCAAUUUCAUGAGCUUCUGUGGCACACAGAUAGAAUCAAAGGCUAGUAAAGGGUGGCAGAGUAAGGGCAAAUUCUCUCUGUAUGACAAUACGGAUGACGGAUUCCUAAAGGUGAUCAUGAGAGACCUGACAAAGAGUGAAGCGGGGAAGUACUGGUGUGCAGUGAAAAAUAUGUUCCUUAAUGACUACACAGAAGUCAAUGUGAAAGUGAACAAAGCAGAAAAUGAAACGGUCCACAAAGUGUCUGGAUAUAUUGGACAUGACAUCACCAUUAAAUGCAAGUACGACGAUACGGGCAGAAACAAGAGCAAGUAUCUGUGUAAGAACACAGCUGUAGGGUGUGAAGAUAGAAUAGUAACAGACGGAAAGGACCAAUGGGAGAGCAGCGACAGGUUCUCUCUCUAUGACAACACCACUGGAGGAUUCCUCAUGGUCAACAUCACCAGCCUCACCGUAGAAGAUUCUGGGACAUACUGGUGUGCUGUGGAUGAACCAUUCGCUGCCAACUCUAAAGUCAGUGUUGACAAGUUCAAGACAGUACAGCUGGAUGUACAUAGUGGCCCGCCAUCCAUUGAAAUGACAGGGUAUGUGGGAGGUGCAGUGAUGUUGAACUGUAGCUUCUUACGUAACUACGCGAACAGCAAGAAAUUCCUCCGCAAGGUGAACUCUAUUGGACCUGGAUAUGAAGACAAGAUAACAACUGAUGUCAAUGACAAAUGGAAUACAUCGGACCGCUUCUCUCUGUUUUAUAACUCCUCUGGAAACUUCUCUUUCGUGAAAAUCAGAGAGCUGACCAAUGAUGAUAUUGGGACAUACCGGUGUGCAGUGGACAUGCCUCUCAGUAAAAAUAGACCGGUUAGUGUUGACGAUGACGAGCACAUGGAUGUACGUCUGCGCGUAGAAGAAGGCUCCUGUUGUGAGAGGCAUAUGGAGAUAAAAGCCGUUGCUGAAAAACAACUUAACAUCAGCUGCAGGUAUCCAGAUCAGCACACAGCCAGUCCUAAGUUCUUCUGCAAGGAAAGAGAUAAUAAUGUUGCAUGUAGAUACAAAUUUACGAGCCAAGAAAGCGGGGAGAAGAUAAAGAUGGAUCAGUACUCUCUCCAUGACAACAAGGAGAGCAAGGUGGUUGUUGUGUCCUUCAGAAAUGUCAGCCAUCUUGACGGUGGACAGUACUGGUGUGGAGUGGAGGUCAACAGGGAUGUAGGACGCUACAAGAUGUUCAUCACCAAGAUCUCACUAAGGGUUGAAGAUGGUUGGAUCUUUUUGUCCUCCUCUGAGGAAGUGACUGUACAGGUGAAAACCUCAUCUAUACCAGCCGGUCAAACUCAUGGUUCUCCAGUGGUUCUGCCCAUCUCCGUAAUCAUAAUGUUGAUCUUGAUUGGAAUCGUUCUCUUCACGUUUGUCAAGUGCAGAAAGAGCCGGCGGGGUAAAGAAUCAACCUCAAUCCUAACCAACACUCAAGACAACAACACAACAAGGGCAGACUGUGAUUAUGAAGAGAUCAAGGACUCCAGCAUCUCAGCGUCUGGACACGGCGCUGCACACGCUGUGACUCAACCGCCCACAGACCCCUGCACUGACGUUCAUUACUCAACUGUCCAAUUACCCAUAAGCCCCGUAGAUGACCCCACAUACUCAACUGUGCAGUCGCCUGCGAACCACUCUGAGGGCUAUGGCUAUGCCUCGGUCACGUUCAGGAAGAGUCUGUCCUCCAACGACGCAUCUGUCACACUCAACACAGAUGAACUCUCCUGUGAUUACGCAACUGUCAACUGCCCCUCUCAUGCUUAGACGUAAUUUAGUUCUAAUAGUGUAAAUAUAUUAGAUCAUUUUUCUAAGUAAAAUUAUAAUAAUUACAGUACAUGAUGACGGCAAGUAUUACAGCGACUCUUAAGCAACACCCCUCUGAUUGUCGAAAAUAAUUUUGUAAUCAAUUUGUCUCAAUUACUGUAUUUGUGUGAAGUGUUGGUAUUUUGGGUUGAUUUUGUAUUGAGGUUUAAUGUUUUAUUGUGUGUUUUAUCCCUGUAAAAGCAAAUAAACAAAUGAAUAAA
Sardina pilchardus (European sardine) is the source of this 2216-nucleotide messenger RNA. RefSeq names its product polymeric immunoglobulin receptor-like. The transcript is spliced from 9 exons. Gene Ontology annotation, molecular function: transmembrane signaling receptor activity. The coding region runs from base 1 to 1956 and encodes 651 amino acids. Lineage: Eukaryota; Metazoa; Chordata; Actinopteri; Clupeiformes; Clupeidae. The record is from RefSeq and is a predicted model, not a curated record. Gene Ontology annotation, cellular component: plasma membrane.